GGCACAAACGUGGCCGGUCCAAAUUUACCCAAGACUUUUUUUCCUUGUCUCACUGAUGUUGGUUGACAGUCAAUGUUCAACCACCCAUUGUUCGACUCUUCAUUCCACCUUCUCUUCUAAUCUUACAUAUACUCUCUAAACACCGAAUAGCCUCUGGAAGCUAUUCCCAUUCAUUUGCUACCUGACUUAUAUCAAAAAGAGAGCCGGUCUCACUCACCUCAUCCCCCCCUUCCUCUUAAUAUACCAUCCACCAAAAAAACCAUCAACGACUUCAACCAACUAAACCCGCGAUGCAUUCCCUCUUCGAUCUCAUCCUCCUCCUCCUCCUCGCAACCUCAACAGCAGCUCUCCCGGCAACGCCAGCAACACCUACAAACCCCCCACCAACAUCAACAUCCUCACCAGACACACAACGACCUCCAAUCCAGCCCUUCCUCCCCACCACCGGCGCAGCCCUCCUUCCAACAGGCAUACCCGCCUCCCCACGCCCAAACCCAAACAACUCACCAGCUCCAUCCCCAAUCUACUCAACCCUCACCCCCAAAUUCCCACCCUCAAACUCCUCCUCCUCUCCCUCAGGGCACCACAACUCCACAUCACCCUGCGCAUCAGGCCGACCCCUCCGCCUAGGCCCAGCCCGCCUCCACAAGAACCCUCACAACCGAACUUCCUCCUCCUCCUCCUCCUCCUCACCCUCCCCUCCACCGCCGCCAUCAACCACAACCCCCACCGAAGCAGCCGUCGCCGCCGCCGCCAUCGCCGCAGCAGCAGUAGAAACCCCAACAGACGGCGGCCCAAGAAACUACGCCUCCCUCAUCCCCCCGGCCCCCGGCGUAACCCCCCGUCCGGAGCCGAACCUCGCCGAGAUGGGAUACUACCAGACGACCUACUACUCCUGCGCGACGCGAGGCACCUCGACACACUGCGGCUGGCAUAGACCCAUCAUGGUCGCGCCCGCCAACAACGCUGGCACCGGCACUUCCGUGAACCGCAAGGCCGGCAUCGGGGCGUUGGCAGUUGCCGUCGUCGGUGUCCUCGUGGCCGGAUGAGAUGAUCCGACUAUGGGAACGGUAGAAUGACCUACCUCACGAAUCAAUCGUUUCCACCCGGCGAGACCUCACCGUUUACGCUGAAGCCGGCUGUCGGUCAGGGUCUCGGGACCGGUGGCGUCCUGCCCCCC
This is a messenger RNA of Colletotrichum phormii, 1180 nucleotides long. RefSeq lists its product as uncharacterized. Bases 291 to 1049 code for a protein of 252 amino acids. Lineage: Eukaryota; Fungi; Ascomycota; Sordariomycetes; Glomerellales; Glomerellaceae. The transcript has a single exon. The record is from RefSeq and is a predicted model, not a curated record.